Messenger RNA from Porites lobata, 12680 nucleotides. NCBI's taxonomy places the organism in Eukaryota, Metazoa, Cnidaria, Anthozoa, Scleractinia, Poritidae. The record is from the annotation of a GenBank genome assembly.
GUUUCUCUUGUUCCGCUAGCUUGUGCAUGUGUAUUCUAUUUUCUGUUUCGUGUGGAAAGCUUUGAUAAUUAUGUUUUAUUAGUAGCACCAGCCCAAUGUAGCAAGAAUUCUAAACACGCGCCGCGAAACGUGAUUGGCUGGCAAAAUGGCAGGUCCGAUAUGGGCAUGCGUAAUUUGACGGGAAACUGCACGUGUCAAAAGAAUAUAAAAACAACAAAGCUUCCUUCUUGGUCUUAGAGAUAUUGUGUCAUUAACAGGGAGGUAUCCUUUAUGUUUUUCUAUUUAUCUAUAGCUUUUAUGUCGACCGCAGUCAUUUGGGUCUCUUCGUAACCGUGGUCCGUUGAGAAUAGGAUGCCAUCAAGCAUGUUGGACUCAACUUUUUGUCCGCCUAAGGCGAAAAAAUUCGCCCAUAGUUGCCGAAACGCCAGUUCUGCCAGGUUUACGUACUGUGUACCGCCUUUACAUAGAUUAUCGACAAACACAAGGAUAUUUCAACCCGAAGAGAUGGAGUCCCGGAUUAUUUUGCCACCAUCGUUGUUGACUCAUUUAAGCGAGGAGGUUCUAGUUCUUAUUUUAGAAUAUUUGGACUUCAGGAGUCUUGUAAUGAUGGGCAAGACUUGUCGUCUAUUUCACCGACUCUGCCUCUCAGAUCUCAUAUGGCGUCAUCGAUGUAGGGUGAGUUGUGUUUAUGGAUCAUUUUGUUAGUUUGGACGAAGCGACUCAUCGUUGUUUUGGAUUAGGUCGUUUCUUUAUGAGUGUCAGAGCAAUUCUGGCUGUUUCAUUUCUUCGUCUUUGUUCGGUGUAAAGAGAAGGCCACCCCAAAACAUCGUCCCUCGCAGCCGAGAAAACUACAAGCAAACCCGUCACCGCGACCAAACAACCGCGGAAAAUCUUUGUUUGGGAAUGUAAACUUCGAGGCUCUCCGUUCGUUAUUCUUUACAAACCUACUCAGAGCUUGCUUAGUUAUCAUUUUGGAGUGGCGUUGUCUUUUCUUAUUGCCUUCCUUGUCCCUGAUGAUGUAGAAAAGCAUUUUCUGUUUCCCAUUUCCGAUUUCCGAAUGCCAUGUGGUAGUUAUACCCGUUCGGGCAGAGUAUUUGGUAGAAAUUCGGUUUUCUUCGCCCGAAUUGAAUCGAAUUGGUCCAGAGAAGUAUGAGCAAAUAGGCAAUAUUUCUAUUUUGGGUUUAAGCUUCUCGAAAUUUUGAUAUUUCGAAAAAAUUCGUGCGUUACAAGUAGCGAAGAGGGCAAGGCUUUCAUUAAGGUCUAAUAUAUAAUUCAAGAUAUGAAAGCUGGCAAGAAAUUCGAGAUAUAUUUCCCAGCGAUAUUAUUCUGUGAAACGUUGAGGAGAAACGAGCGAAAGGAUCUGUGUUUUGAUGGAGCGAGAAAGAUUCUUUGAGCGAUCGAGCGUGUUUGCUCCAUUCAGCGCCUAGCGUAUCCGGGUUGCAAGGAAAGAGGGUGUAUGUCGGCGUGCCUCAUUUCAUGUGAAGUUGGAGGGUUAUUGAAAUGGUAAUGAAGAGAUCGAUUUCAGUGAACCCAAGUGGUCGGUGUUGAAUAGAGGGCUUGUGUUGAAUACUGUGACAGAAUACUUUGCCUUCUUGUGAUACUUUCUUUAUUACCCACAUCAUUUUAUGCUAUUUGAAGUCGCUAAUGCCUUUCUCCCGUUUCAACUCUACUCGCUUUCGCUCUCAAGAGGAGACCGGGCAUCUCUGUCUCCUUUGUCAACACCGUGUUGAUUUUGCAUGGUAUAAGAGCUUGUCCAAGUAGUGAAAUAUGCACAGCUUUUUUGAACAAGAGGACAUGAAUAAAUAAAUUGAGGCUUUUGAAAGGAAAUUUACGCGAUAUUAUCUGAACCGGAAUCGAUUGUUUUGUAUUUCUUUGGCCAGGCCUGUGGCAGCUGCACCGUGUUUGGCCACUGAACUACAUUCACUUUAUUUCUCUUAAAAAGGCUCCUGUCUGUCGCUAAUUGCAGGUAUUUUCUCAAGUUCGAAGCGAAGGAGAAAGUCUAGUUGUCAAGCCCACAAGCGGUCUUUCUGUCUAUGUGCUUCAGCUUCGCGUUGAGUCAAAAUUGUUUCUUGUAGCCGGCCACUUCGAUCGUGCAGCCGUUUUCAUUUCAUUAGGGGUUUUCCCAAAGGCAAUUAUUGAUUCAUAGCCAUCGCUCUCGCGGUCUAAAAAUUUCAGUUUUUACAGUAAUGGACACAAGGUGUUUAAUUAAUUUUAGAGGAAACUGUGGGUUUCAUAAAAAAAAAUUGUUGCAACAGCAGUCCCAAUUGGAUUAAAUUGACAUGCCCAAACCUAAUGUAAUGUACAUGUACAUUCUAAACUUUUCAACGGUAAUAUCAUGACUGUCUCCCGGUUUAUAUCACAUUUAUUUUAAGCCUACCAAAAAGAAUCAGUAGCUAUAUUAAGUGCAACUGUUUUAAUUUUCCAGGAUUUGCAACAAAUUUUUAUUUUCACUUUUUGAAUUAUAUGUAAUCUCUUCAGAACUGCUUUUAAAAGGAGAAUGUGGAACUUUAUCAGAUUUUUUUGUCAACCUUUGUUACUUUGUUUCUGAGUGAUGUUCAGUUUUUCGUAAAGCUAAGCAUUCCUACAUUACAGGAUUAUCACCACAACAAGGUUGACUUUUAGCAAGACAUUAAUAAUUGCUUGUUCCCAGUUAGCCCAAUAUUCUUGAUUUUGGGCAGAAAAGCUUCUCAUAUAUGUGACAUUCCUUUUUCCUCUGGCAUGGAGAUAAGUUUUGCAAGGUUCAGCAAAAUACUUGAACAUGUUCCUAGUUUAGCCUACAAUGUAGCUUGAUUGGCAACGUGUAUUUCUCUGUUCUUAAUGGCUUAAAAUUGGGGGAAAUUGUAUUUACUUUAUUUUCAAAAAUAUUAGUAAACAUCAAGCUUUUCUUUAAAGUGCAAUUAUAUUUCUAGUUGCACAUUUAGCAUCAAAAUGGUUUUACAACUAUCCUCAUUGCAUUGAUACCUCGUUCUUGUUUUGACAAACUCUUUCAAGAUUUAAACAUGAAAAAAUCCAGAAUAUUCUCUACCAUGGAAAAUAAAAUCCUCUUAUAUCACAGAACCUGUAAUUUUAAAUCUGACAGAGGGGUUGGCAAUAUUGGUGCUUUCCCUCCUUUGCCAACGCAAAUACACAUGCUAGUCCCCUUUGUUGGCGAAAACAACAGAAUAUAAAAUUUUCUAGUUUAAUAUGUUGUUUUGCCCUGUUUCCUCUUUCCUUUUUCCUUUAAACCAAUCAGUUUUGCUUAAAAACAUCCUUAACUUUCUUGAAAUUUUCUGAAAACCAAUAAUUAAUGUCUUAAAUUGUGCAUUAACAUGUACUAAACAAAUAUGCUUCCUGUUUUGCCUACAAAUAUUUAGCUGCUUAGUUGACUAUCAAGUAAUUAUGAAACUGUAUUUUCCAUGUUUUGUUUAGGGGUGACUUAAAACCACUGUGCAGGUUGCCAGUAGGCACACUCUAGAACUCUUACAAGUCAGCUAACUGGCAAAUGCUCUCUAAAUUAAGUUUCCAACUCGUUUUUAAUAGUAAGACUAAUAUAUUUCUAGAAAAAUUAUAUUAUCGCUUCCUUUUGUCAUGUCACAAAUAGCAGCUAAAUUAAGCUGCUGGAAACUAUGACAAGGGAAGAAGGCAUUAAUUAAUCUGUACAACAGUGUUUGUCACAUUAAUAUAUUCCUUUUUAAAUUCUGAACUGGUUUAAAAAAUUUUUGUAGAGUGCUCAACUUUUCAGGAGCGGUAAAUAGUAUGGUGGAAUUGUAGUUCCAGGUUUAUGUUACAGCGCUGUUUCAUUUUCGUAUUAUUUAAUUUAAAGUCAAUAGUAACUUGUUAACAUUAGUAUAAUAUUGUCAGCAUGUAAAAUUAAAGUUCACGUGCUGUAAUUGCCUGAUAAGUGUGGUCACUUUUACACCAUACAAAACAGACCUGUAGCAAUAAAACAAAGUAUAGCCUUUGGUCUACAUUUCUAUGGUGAAAUUAUUAUAUUCCUGUUAAGCAUACUUCACUCAUCUCUACAAGGUAGCUUAAUAAGAUCAAAUGGCCCUCUCUUUGCUUUUGUUUGACUUGUUCAGUGAAGACCUUCAGCUUGACAUCUGAGCUAAGGUAGGGAAGGCCAUCUGUUCUUACAGGCCACUUCUUCCAAGGGCACAUUUUGAUCUUGUAAGCAUAAUCAAUCAUAAAAGGCAGGCGUUUUCCAAUAAUAUGUCAUCUCUUGUUUUGCUUCUUAUUUCAGGUGGAUUUUGGUCUGGCAACAAGAUGGUCAGAAUAUACUUUCAUUUACCUCUACGAAAUGUUCUACAAAGCUGAAGUUCUUAAAAAUGAUCACAAUUUUUUCAGACCAGUUAGUCAACUUAAAACUUCUGUUAUAGUUUGGUAUCUUCUAAACCCAGUACCUCCUUCUCAAAGUGUUAGCCAUUUAACAGCGAGCCAAGCAAAGUCAAUAUGGGGAUUAACAGAUGAAGAGUUAGAAUCAAAUUACCAUGAAUCAGAUAGAGGUAUGUUCAGUUAAUUCUGUGAUAAGUUCUCUUUUGUUAUUCUUGGAGAGUGUACAAAUAUACAUCUAUACCAGUUGAAUUAAGACCCUUGAAAUUCUGCUUUGCCAGAAUUCAAGCAUGUUGUUGUCCAUUCCCUACAAUCUACAAUGUAUGGGAUGAAUACCAGUAGUGUGUUGAUGACCCCUUUUUUUGCCAAUUUUUUUGAGUGGGGCAUUUUUAACUGAAGCAAAAAUGUGCUAAGUGGUUAAAAAAUGAAAUGUAUGUGCUCUUCUGGGAGAUUGUCCUUGUAAUAGCAUUCUGAGUGGCAUUAAAAAAUUCAUACCAAUAUUACCCCCUGAAAAGCUUCCAAAUGUUACAGUUGGAUAAUUUAUUAUAAUGUCUCUGAGUUUUCCAUUUGUUUCACUUGCAGGGAGAGAUAUUCACGAAGACUUCCCAUCUAAUUACUAUGAAUGGACUAGUUUAUACAAACUUUUUGUUAGGAAACAUGGAGGAAUUAGGCAAAUGCAGACUUAUGUUCUCAAGAGAUGCCUGAGAAAUCGACAAGCUCUUGAGGAGCACUUUCAACUUUCUUUGCAUUCUUCACGGCAACAGAAGUGGUAUCAGUUUUUAGAGGACAGAGAUGCAGGAAAUAGGAAGGCACUAAAAGCAUUAACAGAGCAUAUGCCAAGAGUAACACACAGCUAUAUGCUUCACCAGGUACGUGGAAAAUUUAAAUCGGACCUUCUGGUGUACAACCAAAAGUGUCCACCAUCAAUAUCUUGAGAAAAAUAUUAAAUUUCAUCAGCCUGCAUAUAGGUGUCUUAGCUUUGCCAAGGAAAUGAGGUGCAUGCAAGAUAAAAAUUAUUUUAACAAAGUUUGUAAUGGCACCACAGAAGAGGUUUUAAAAUUCAUAUGGUUACACCAUAGAAUACAUACAAAGUGAAUACCAAAUACAGUCAAAACCCGCUUUAUGGACAUACACUUAUGCGAACAUCUCAUUAUUACGGAUAGUUUGCUUUGUCCCUGGGAAAAGAAAGUCCUUACAUGUUCUCUAAAUUCAACCCACUUAAUACAGACACCCCAUUAAUACAGAUGCCCUGUUUGUGUCUGUAUUAACGAGGUUUGAGAGUAGCUAGAGAUUCAGGUUGUCACAUAGAAAGCUCAGGAGACAUUGAUUUACAUUGAUUUUAUUGCUGCACUUCUUUGUUGCAAGCCAGCAAAGUAGUGUUAAAAUAGGAAUAAAAAAACAUGUAGCCAAAAUCAAUUAGCUUCUUCUUACUAAAGAGGUUAUAGCAUGUGCGUGGGUGGGUAAGUGGGUGUGACAGAGGUGGCUGUUGGGUGGGCACCUGUAUGUGAUUAUAAACAAAAUAGUUUAUGCUUACUGAGCUUGCAGGCAUCAAACUUGAAGGCAACACCAAAAUUAAAUAAUUUUCAGUUGGUAGACAAUAUAAUGUUUUAUUUUAUCAACCCCCAAACAUUUGUGAGGUGUGUGAAUUUUCUUUGGCAAAAUAGUCUUUGUAUUGCUAGAUGAAAGAUACACAAUUUAUUAUGUAAAAACACCACUUUCCCAUAUUUGAAUUCCAAAAACUCUCGCUUUUAAAAGGAGGUUAAGUGCAAAAUCUUUUUUGUGAAAAUGUGCUCUAUUUGAUUGAGAAUAAAAAAUAUUUUCAUCUCAAUGGCCUUGAACUUAACCUUGCUUUGAAACAGAGGCUUGGAGCAAAUUGAAAAUAGCUUGUUGGUGACAUCUCUGGGAGGGAAUGUUUUUUUUUUAGGUUUAUCAGGACGACAGUGCAGAAUGCAUCCACUGUGCUUGUAUUCAGCGAUAACAAAACUCACUGGUUUUCAAUUCUUUUUGUACCAGAUAACAGCAAUGUACAUAGAUGGACACCUCAAAGGUGGGUUCCAAACAGUCAAAGCAUACGCAGACUUUUGUGGAUAUUUCAAGAACUGGUUAGAUGCCAAGAGCAUUAAGCUGUGGGUUCCUCGUCAGGGUGAACUAGUGGCAGAGGAUUACAGAGCAUGCCUUGAGUAUGUCAAUGGCGAGGUAUGUUGCAGUUUAUCAAGGAAGUUCUAAUAAAUAUUGCUUGUUGUUUUCCCCCCUUGCUUGUUGAGGUGAUCCAUGUUCUGAUUCAGCUGUAGUGAAUUUUUGUAACUUCUUCAUUUACUUUUGCUCUCCUUGCUUUUUUAUCACUUGAAAAUAAAAAUGCGAAAAAAAGAAGUGACAAUCGUAGUGGUUCCUUGACUACACUCUGAUGUCCUUUUGCGCAAGAACCCAAAACUGUCAUUUCUCAUCUUUGUUAAUUGACUGUGUUACUUACUGGUCAACAGCUAUCAAGACAUGCAGAGGAGAUUGAGUUAACUGUGAAUGAUUUCAUGAGCAAGGCUAAACCUUACAUUGAAAGACUUCACGAAGUUUGGGUGUGGCAGAACCGAAAGGGCACUGCAUACAGAAAGGAGCACAGGCCUAAUUCAGUUGUACGACGGCACAAGUGUUACAGGUAAAGAUCCUAUGACAGUAGCUAGACCAGACAUAAAUUCCCUGUUAAAUUACAGAGCUCAUACUGGUCAUGGAAAAUCUAGAAAGUUGUGACAUUUAGGAAUUUCAUUUUCCAGGACUGGUAAGUCAUGGAAUUUAAUUGUCAUCCCUGAAAAGUCAUGGAAUAUUAAAGCUAUGUUAAGUGGCUCAUUUACUGCCGUUUGUUUGUUUCUUCAAGAUCCUUCAAAGUUUGUGUUCUGUCGAUUUGCUAAAUGUGUCGAUAAACACUGCCAAUGGCUUGUGAUAGUACAUUGUAUAUGACCUGCAGGAUGGCCAGUCUACUGUACUUUCUUCUCUACUUACCACUGAGAAAAACAAUUUUAUGGCUUUUUUAUUGUAUUUUAGACGGUGUUGGCUAGGCAAGAUCAAUUUUAUUUUUGAUAGUCUGUUACCUCGGCAACAGUCUGUACUGUCGUAACUGAACAAGUGAAGAAGACAAAAUCGUUGUCUAUUUUUUAACUUGGCCUUUAUCAACAAACUAGAAAUUUAGAUUUCAAGCCUGUUUGCAUAAAGUAUCAAAAAGCUAUUUACGCACAGUUUGAAAUUUUUCUUUAAAGGCAUCGGUAUUUUCAAAGUGACGCAGACCCUACUCAUAGUCUAUUGAAAUUAUGUUGUUACUAUUUUAAUUAAUGAGCCUCUUGAGGCAAAAUGAAGUCAUCCUUUGCGUUCAGUAACAGAGCCGCGCGAGUGUGUCAAUUCAGUUGCCUUUAUUCUUCACCAAAGUACUUGACUGUCGGCGCUCUUUCAGCUUAUUGUUGUUUCCGCCUCGGUUUUUCUAAAAAGUUCUUUACAGAUGCUAGUUAACGUUAUCUCCAGUUUUCUCGUUAUUUAACCCUUUAAACCUUAAGAUCAAAAUUUGAAUUCUCAUUUGUUGCGCCUAUUCAUUUUCUACAGAAGUAGUGGGGAGAAGUUGAUAAAAUUCAAGCAAAUUCAUCUUGUGUAAUCAUAUCCGUGAUUCUCAUGACCACUCUGUUUUACAAAGCAUUGAUAUUACAAGGAGAAAUUAGUUGCUGAUCUCUCUUAGGGUUUAAAGGGUUAAGAGAAUUCGGUUUUAAAAUUGCCCUGCUUUGACAGCUAGUCCAGAAUUGACUUUAAAGGAACUUUGUCAUAGUUUGUAUUUUAUGAUCCGUGUUAAUCUCCAUUAUCCACCGUAAAAAUAUACAAACCCUGAAUUUUUGCGCGCUAAACAUUCGUUACUCCCCCAAGAAAGCAUCGCCACUAACGUUUUUAUUCUUUAGUUCUUAUAGUUUACUUUUACUUCUCUUGUUCCGUUUUACUAAAGAUCAAAUGAUGACUUGUAACAACUCCUAACCUGACUGUUUUGAAAUAUAGCGAAUUUUCUGCUCUGCAGGAACUUCUGGAAGCCUUUUGUUCGAUAUCUAUUGUUUCUAUUUGAAGCAACUGUGCUUUUGACGUAUUUGAGCGUUUUUCUCACCCAAGUCUCUUAAGUGCUUUGGCGGCAGAGUCUUGGUGUCUCGCAUUAGCACAUGAUCAACAAACACUUAUAUUGUAUUCUUAUUCGUUAGUUCGUCACUUGAACAUAUUUGCUUUCGGUCGUGUGCUAAACAAGUAAGAUCACAAAAACCUUUCUCAAGCACCCCCUUGAGGUUAACUGAUCAGUAUUUCAAUUUAUGAUCCGCGAUAUUCGGGCUUGUGGGAAGAGAUUGGGACAUAAUUAGCUAUAUUUUUAAGCCACAAGCACAACAUUGCCACAUAGCCGUCAUAACAAUCUUUGCAUAUCAUUUGGACAUACAAAUGCCUUAUAGUGUGGUUAAGAACUGCUCCCGGCUAUAGACUCAUAUCCCUUCACAGAUAAUGCGUUGAAGCGUAGAGGUUACAGAUUUACAUCUACGAUUGAAUCAUUCCUGUUUUUUCAUUUCACCGAUGCUUAGUUUAGUUUAGUCUUUGUCAUUCUCAGACGAUGGUAAUAAAUAUCAGGCUAUAUUUGAAAAGACUGUGUCCGUAUUUGGACAUAAUAUAUCUGUAAGUCCAAUUCCUAAUAUCGUAUCAUAAAAGCGAAACAAAACGUAACAACUAUUGAUGUUCUUGCUUUUAGAGGCCCGAUAUUUGAGUUAUUGCUUGAGAUUGUUUUCCUCGUCACGUCCUCGACUACGUUAGCUGUGAAGUUUAAAAUAUCGAAGGAGGUUUAAAUAUUUAAGGAAUGUCAGCGUUACUGUUUUUUUUUUCGGGUAACUGAGUCAUGUUUUUCGUGUUAAAAAAGUUCUCUGUACACCAAUUCGAACCUAGCCAUAAUAUUGUGAUGAUAAUUGAACAUUUUCGGUACUAACGAGAAAACGGCUACUUUUUUCUUAGGAAAACGUGAAAACUGUACAAAUUUACAAGUCUGUUAUAUAAUCUGUUAUAUUCUUUAAUACAAUGGAACCCCGUCGUUAUUACGGCCACUUUUUGGGGGCGCCCGGCAAAAACGACCAUACAUUUUCUUGUAACGAAACCCUCGUUAAUAAAUUUAGUAAAUGUUUUCGGCCUAUUGGUGACCGUAUUAACUGGGCUCCACUGUACUGGAAAACAAACAGUUUAUGUUUCCUGCGAAAGUAUCCUACAGCGGUUGCCUUUGAAAGGUCAAAGGAAGUAGGACGUGGCUCAAAAGUUAGAACUACGUUUAACAUGUCGCCAUAUUAAGGAAAGUGCGAAGGCGUUAGCCAUGUUUUAGAGUGAAAAUAAGUGUGUCCUUGUAUUUGUGAAACAGAAACAAUUAAAUAAUAGCGUAAAAAGUAGACGUUUUGGCGUCAUCGUAACGCUAUCAAGGCUUUUUAGGCUUUUAAGUACUUGUUUCUGUGUCGGUGAAUCUCUGUAUUUGUUGUACAAUAUACGCAACUUUGUUGUUACUUUGAUUUUUGAAGUAUUACUCAGCCUCAAGCAUUUUCCACUUUUUGGAAAUCACUCAAAAGUCGUUUUGUUUUCCUCUUUCUUAGGGAAUUUCUUGAGAAGGGAAAUCUCGAAGACUUCACUCGACUGAAGAUGUUUUUUGAAAGGAAAGAGAUCGUGGUAGCUUGGUUUAAGGAUAAUAGCUGGCUUCACACACUGCUUGGAGACUAUGUUAUGAGGCCGCUUAGACCGGCCUGUUUAUCAUCUGAUAUAUCUUCCUCCCACUUCUCAGCUGACUGCGUUUCAAGCUUGGUUCAAAGGUAAGAUACUCGUGCUUGAAUUUCGUUCGUAAUCUAGGAUCACUCAUCAAUCGAUUUUGACGAAGAGAGGUGAAAGAAAAAAAACGAAAAUAACUGAAAGAAAAGUGAAUUCGUCUCGAAAUGUACUUUUCUAUUUUCUCAAUGUAAACCGAAAGAAACCGGCGUGAACCGGCGGGCGGGCGCGAUUAGUUCACGGACGCACUUGAGUGGUCUUCACGCGCGCGCGUUGAUUUAAUGAAAAUAUGGCAGAAAAGAAAGCUGACAAUCUAGUUUCGCGGACUAGACAGCCACGUUUCUCGCGAGUUGAGCUAACGGAGAGAAUUUGAUUCCCAGAGAUGCAACGUGGCUGCGUUUAAUAUUCAUUAUGGACGUUUUUUUUUUGUUUGUGUAAUCUUGUCGGUAACACACUUCUUCUUUGCCUCAGGUGCGGGCGGAUCUGUUCAUCAAUUCUCUGUUGAAGUAUGAACACAGUUGAACAAACACAAAUGCCGCUAAAAUUGUUUUGGCGUCUGGUUUAAUUAUUCUUUUCACUGCUAAGACCCUAAAAAGCCAUUUGUCUUGAUCUUGUAAAGAGAGCAGAAAAAUUAUUGCCGACCACUCUAAGUGGUGGGGUUUUUCCUUCGGUUUCGCAAAACUCUUUUUCCUUUUGUUUAAAUCGGAUAUUGCUCAAAGCUUAGUCAACUCAUACUUGGAGCCUCCAAAACAAGAGUUUGAUUGAACCUGUUUCCGCUGCGAGUUUUGGCGGUUUUCAUUUGCGCUAAUCCUGCACUUCUUGUGCGGAACUGAAACUAUAGCAAUGAUAUUAGGCACUUGUUGUGGGUUUUAUGUUACUCGCCGCCACUAGGAUUUGUGGUUUCCUUUAGGACCAAGAAAAGCCUUGCCGAUUAUAAUUGGUAGUGGCCUUCUAAUGACCACUUUCCCCGCCUAAAUUGUCUUUAGGCAUUUUAAGAUGCCACGACGGCAACGGCCAUGAAAAUGUCGCUUUUAAAAAGAGAAUUUGCGGGUUUUUUUAAUCUCUAUCCCGUUUAUUCCAAUUCGCGUACUUUGUCAAAUGCAAGCGAGCGCUUUUGGAGCCGAAUUCCUUAAACCGUCACUUACGUAUGUCCUCCAUAAAACGUGAAAUGCGGCUUUUUCACGCCGUUGUCCUUCAGUGACAGCAACGAAAUGUACAAAAAAGUGUGAUGCACGUGCAAAGUUGUUGUUUGUCGUAUUGCAUUUUUUACGUUCCCUUUGCCGUCGCCAGCGUUGGAAUCUUAAACUCCCAAUUAUUUGAUAUCGCUUUGUUUUGAGUCCCCUAAUGGCGAGUCUGUCUCGUUUCAGGUUUUUGGAGACGGGUUAUCGCUCGGACUUCAACAAAAUCCGCAUGAAAUUGUCGGAAAUGGCGAGUGUUCAGCUGCAAACCCUCGUGCGCAAGUCACGGCAGCUGCGAGACUCGAUUCAACAAGACAUGAUGAAGGAGGACUGUGUGUAUGUCAGCGAUUACGAAGACAGAAAUUUCAUGAACUUUUUUGGCGGUGAUCCUUUUGAAUAUGGACGAAGGAUCGAAGUGGUUACCUUGGAUUAGAUUGCAAACUAAAUCGCAACGCGUAAUAAUUCGUACUGUCGUUUCGCUUGCGAGUCGUUUCGCCCACGUCCUGUUCGCUUGCGUUUUAACUGCUUUUCGCUAACGUGUUAGGUAAGUUCGGCGACUGCUUUCGCCUGAUCAAUGGCUGAAAGAACGAAUAUAUACAUACAGUAGUUAUCACACUUUUCGUAUCACUGCUGAGAGAACGAGGUAUCUACAUAAGCAGCGCUUCUUACGCGAAACGACAUAAGACGUUGGCGAACGGGACGUCAUCGAAACGACUGGUCACAGUAAUUAGUGUAUUCCCGUACUUCCUUCUUACCUUACUCUUGCCUGUAAGAUCAAGUUAUACAGUAAAAGCCCGAGAUUAAGAACCCACAUUUUUCCAAGUUAGCCUAAACAGGUUCUUACAUAGAUCGUUCUUGAAUAGGUUUUUAUUUUUUGAAGAAGAACAAAACAUUGUAACUAAGAGUAUUUAGUGGUCUAUUCAGUUUAUUCCUUAUAAAUUAUAAAAUCUGCAUACCGUCACACUGCAGUUGGAGUGAUUAGACACCUGUGUCUCCAAAAAGGAUCCUGAAUGUUGACUUAUCUUAUGUGCCAAAGUGUACAGAAUUUUGUUUUCUAGAUUGAAGAAAAUCAGAACCUGUUUCAAAUUUAAGGCUAGACAGGCCCUCGUGUAAAGGGGGCCCAACUGGCAAAUUUUAACCUAAACCAGGUUCUUAGCCGCGGCUUUUUACUGUACAUAGCUGUAUAACCUGUGUUCAAAGCGCCUUUGAGGUAUUCUGAGGUGGAGUGCUGUUUCUUAUUCAGGGUGCUGUAACUUCAUUCACACUCUUGCGGCUUUAGUUCUUUCGUUGAAAGAAACGUAACUUUAUAGUAGGAAAUAGAACUGAUUGCGUUUUUUCCAUUUUGUUCAUAAUUCUAUGUAUAUUCAGUUUGAGAAUUAACAAAAGUUUUUUUAAUGUUCCAGUCAA